Messenger RNA from Myzus persicae (green peach aphid), 1514 nucleotides. RefSeq names its product aminoacylase-1-like. Gene Ontology annotation, cellular component: cytoplasm. Gene Ontology annotation, biological process: amino acid metabolic process. The transcript is spliced from 7 exons. The coding region runs from base 310 to 1458 and encodes 382 amino acids. The record is from RefSeq and is a predicted model, not a curated record. Gene Ontology annotation, molecular function: aminoacylase activity. NCBI's taxonomy places the organism in Eukaryota, Metazoa, Arthropoda, Insecta, Hemiptera, Aphididae.
CUAUCCAAUUAAAAUAUAAGCGCAUAGGUAUAGGUACUUUAAAACAGAUAAUGUGUACCAAGGAUCAACAAAUGGUAUUAUAGCAGUUAUAAUAAAUGUAUAAUAUUUCAUUACCUAUAUAAGCAGCUGAUAAUAAUUGAUAUGAUAUAAAAAUAUGUUUACAUAAUUACAUCUAUAUGGUACCUAAAUAAGUAACGAAUUUAAAUAUUUUAAUUACAAGUGUAUGUAGUACAUCAUAACAUCAUACCUAAUUUAUUAUUUUGACUAAUAUCUUUCUAUUUCAAGAAAUGUCUUCAAAAAAUAGAGAGGAUGAAGCUGUUUCCAAUUUUAGAAAAUAUUUACAGAUACCCACCGUCCACCCCAAUGUCGAUUAUAUUUCAGGCUGAAAGUUUAGGACUACCAUCAAAAAUUCAUUAUAUGGCACCAAAAAAACCGGUGGUUAUUAUUACACUACAAGGAAAAAAACCUGAAUUACAAUCUCUGUUGCUGACAUCGCAUAUGGACGUCGUACCAGUUUAUCCAGAAAAUUGGACACAUGAUCCAUUUUUGGCUUACAAAGAUGCACAAGGAAACAUAUACGCUAGAGGAGCACAAGAUAUGAAAUGCGUCGGUAUACAAUAUUUAGAAACAAUAAGAAGAUACAAAAAAAAUAACUUAAUUCUUGAUAGAACCAUUCACGUUUCUUUCAUGCCUGAUGAAGAAAUAGGAGGAAUUUUAGGUAUGGCACAUUUCGUCAAGACUGAUGAAUUCCGUUCUUUGAAUAUUGGAUUUACAUUAGAUGAAGGUUUGGCAAGUAUAGACGAUGUUAUUCCUUUGUAUUACGGCGAAAGAACAAUUUGGCAAUUCUACAUUCGAAGCACUGGCACUCCUGGCCACGCCUCACUACUUCACGAUAACACUGCUGCAGAAAAAUUGAUGUAUGUGGUAAAUAAAAUAUUGGACUGGAGGACGGAGGAAAAGUUAAAAUUGUCCCAGGGCGUGGAUAUUGGGGAAGUUACAUCUGUGAAUAUGACAAUGCUGGAGGGUGGAUGUCAAUUGAACGUUGUACCCCCACAGCUGUCUGCUGGUUUCGAUGUUCGGUUGGCUAUAGGCACAGAUCGCAGUGCUAUAGAGGACAUCAUAACUGGGUGGUGUCAUGAAGCUGGAGAAGGUAUACAACUGGAAGUCUUCAAAACAAAUGAACAGACCAUACCGACUAAACUAGAUGAUUCAAACCCUUGGUGGUUAAAAUUUAAGAGUGAAUGCGAUGAAAUGAAGUUAAAACUAAAACCAUCUAUUUGUCCUGGAGCCGGUGAUAGCAGAUACAUCAGACUAAUUGGUAUUCCCGCUCUUGGAUUCUCUCCAAUGAUGUACACACCUGUGCUUUUACACGAUCACGAUGAAUAUUUGAAUGAAAAUACAUUUUUGAACGGAAUUAAUAUUUAUUAUAAUAUAAUCAAGGGUUUAGCAACUGCAUAAAAUGUGCUAUUCAUAUUAUACGUAAUAAAAAUACUCGAUUAUUGAAAAAGCUACAA